GAACGGACGUGUUGGUGUGUUGCUGGUGCUCAUCUAAAGAAAAGCUUGUUUGUUUUUCUUUUCAGUGCGUCGGAAAUUUAUCGGCUGCAUUAAAACGCUUUUUGUUUCUUGGUGGGUUAGAUUGGAACGCACCGACAGAUUAAUUGUUUGCGAUAACGAUAGCCUCGCUUUCGAUGUACGACAAGCGCGGAUUAUGACUGAAUACUGGAGCUCGAACUAUGCAUCGAAGCGAGUGAUUUGAUUUGAUGGACAAAGCUUGAAAUUAAUUGAGCGGAUCUUAGUAUAAAAUGAAGUUCAAAGUACCGCGGCUGCAUGAGCGGCGACGCAACAAAAGAUAGAAGAAACGAUUGCAAUUUUGUCGCAGAAGAAAAGAAACGAAUACACGGAAAAAAUGAGCGAGUUGCAUUACUCGAUCGCCUGGCAGGUGAUCACCUUUCUAGAAAUCUACUACCUGCCGGUAUUAGUGGUACUUGGCUCGCUUGGCAAUUGUUUAUCGGUGUACGUGGUGUUCGCCAGCAAAAUGCGCCGAACGUCGUCGAGCUUUUAUCUGGCCGCACUGGCUGUCAGCGACACUGGCUUUCUGGCAUCAAUUUUCGUCGCUUGGCUUGGACUAUCUUGGACGAAUGUGCAGAUUAUGAAUAAACAGGGAUUCUGCCAGUUUUUCGUCUACCUGACCAAUGUCUGCAGCUUUCUUAGUGCUUGGUUCGUCGUAGCAUUCACAUUAGAGCGUUUUGUAGCGGUCUGCUACCCACUGCAUCGCCAAUGGAUCUGCACGGUAAAUCGCGCAAAACUACUCCUAAGUGGCGUCACGUUCGCCGGUUUAGUGUUGUGUAGUCCGGUGUUAGUGUACUCGGGUCCACGACUAAUGGACAAUACGACUCGCGAGCAAUGUCAUAUCGAGGAAGGUUGGGAUAGCGUAGCCAGCGCCGUCAAUUAUCUUGACACUAUUCUCACAUUCGCUCUGCCGUUCUGUAUUAUUUUCGUGCUAAACUCACUCAUUGUUAAAACUGUGUGGAGAGUCGACAGCGUGAGGACGUCGCUCAAAGCCUGCGGAUCCACGAGAGACUCGCCUCAACCGAUUCAUCAAUCCAAAGUCACCAAGAUGCUACUCAUCGUAUCGAGCGUCUUCUUCUGUCUGAACUUGCCUGCUUAUGCAAUGCGUGCUUACGCCUUUCUCCAGCCCGACAAUUCAGCAACGGAAUUGGAAGUGUUGAUCCAGCGAGCGUGUAAUCUACUUUUCAACACGAAUUUCGGCAUAAGCUUUGGCUUGUACUGCGCUAGUGGGCAAAACUUUCGUUUGGCUGUCCAACAUUUGUUCAGCUGUCGUAAACAUGCUACCAGUUCCAGCUUAUCAAAACGAUCGUCCACCGUCCAACAGGGUACGGAUACGAUAAGAAUAAUAGGCACAUCGUCAGUAGCCGAGCAGACAAUAGUCAUUAACAAACCGUGGAAGGAUUCAUUUCGAUUACGAAAUUAUUCUUGUCAUCGUGGAUCACCGCAAAGGGAACAGCAGAACAAGGAUAACAGUUACUGUGUGACAAAGCCUAAGAAGGAUCCUUACGACGUGAGACUGUAACGAAAGAAGAUUCGAUUUCCCGACGAGCUUGAGGCUACAUUGCAAACGGGAGAAUCGAAUGUCUGAUUGCUUUUUCUAUUCAACUCCACAUGCUUUCUUUAGAUUAGGAAGGCACAGUUGAAAAAUACAUUUGUCAGUCGAGUUUCAUUACCAAUACGUCUGAGAUAUAUCGACGUCGAGAAGUAAAUAUGAAAUGUAAAUGUCAUCGCGUGUGAAAAUAGCCGCCGCUACAAUUUGCAACUUGGAUAUUGCGUCGAAGCACAUAAAAGUAAUCAAUAAAACUGUUGAAAAAAAAGAAAAAUUCACAAAAUAGGAAUAUUACAUACAUUUAUCGCGUCAAUAAACUUUCUGAAUGUUAAACAAAUUCAAUAUAGAAAGGGAGUAAAUGUGUAUGAUAUUUUGCUCGUAGUUUGAAACACAAUGCGAGAAAAGGACUGUGUCUUUUCGUUCGUUUUUUAUGUUAGCUCGAUCUCAUAUUAUCCGUCUUUGUAUCUUAAUGGUAAAUGUAUACUAAUUGUGACUUGUGACUGAGUUUUAUUGUCGAUUAUGUUAUAUUUUUCUACUUUUUAUUGAAAUGUUAUGGAGAAUAUAUGAGAUUCUGUUCUGCAGUAUUAGUAUAUAAACUGAGCGAGUUGACAUGUUUUAAGAUAUGUGAUUAUAAAAUACUGUUAAUCAAUGUAAGCGAAUGUAAAGUGUCAAUUUAAAAUUAUCAUGUGUAACAAUUAUUUUAACCUCACAAAUUCAUGGCAUAACGGAAUUCCUCUGGAAAAUGUAAUGUUUGUUUUUUCUCUUCCCAUCCGUAUAAAAAUAUCUUUCUAUUUGUAACAGCUGUUUUGAAAUGAACCGCUUUCUUUAACGAUAGACACACUUUAAGAAUUUUCAAGCUCUCAAAAUAAAACAUUGCAGAGAAGACAUAUUAAAACUAGAAAAAAACAUAUCAUCUAGCUUCGUCAUUACCC
Messenger RNA from Phymastichus coffea, 2535 nucleotides. RefSeq names its product thyrotropin-releasing hormone receptor. NCBI's taxonomy places the organism in Eukaryota, Metazoa, Arthropoda, Insecta, Hymenoptera, Eulophidae. Gene Ontology annotation, cellular component: plasma membrane. The transcript is spliced from 4 exons. The record is from RefSeq and is a predicted model, not a curated record. Gene Ontology annotation, biological process: G protein-coupled receptor signaling pathway. Bases 392 to 1576 code for a protein of 394 amino acids. Gene Ontology annotation, molecular function: G protein-coupled receptor activity.